Messenger RNA from Oncorhynchus keta (chum salmon), 4912 nucleotides. Its product is annotated as regulator of G-protein signaling 7-binding protein B-like. Gene Ontology annotation, biological process: G protein-coupled receptor signaling pathway. The coding region runs from base 3447 to 4208 and encodes 253 amino acids. Lineage: Eukaryota; Metazoa; Chordata; Actinopteri; Salmoniformes; Salmonidae. The record is from RefSeq and is a predicted model, not a curated record. The transcript has 6 exons. Gene Ontology annotation, cellular component: nucleus; postsynapse; neuron projection.
AAUCAGGUUAGGAAAUGCACAGAGAUCUAUAAUAAUAGGCCUAUUUUGAUAUAUGUAUGACCAGUGGGCCCACUCUGUCAAGGACUUCCCUCAGGUCAUCAACAUGAAGGUAGAAUAAUCACAUACCGUACCAGCCGAAAGUUUGGACACACUUAGGGUUUUUCUUUAUUUUGACUAUAUUCUACAUUGUGGAAUAAUAGUGAAGGCAUCAACUAGGAAAUAACAUGUGGAAUCAUGUAGAAAGCAAAAAAGUGUUAAACAAAUCAAAAUCUAUUUUAUAUUUGAGAUUCUUCAAAGUAGCCACCCUUUGCCUUGAUGACAGCUUUGUACCCUCUUGGCAUUCUCUCAACCAGCAUCAUGAGGUUGUCGCCUGGAAUGUAUUUCAAUUAACAGGUGUGCCUUGUUAAGUUCAUUUGUGGAAUUUCUAUCCUUCUCAAUGUGUUUGAGGCAAUCAGUUGUGUUGUGACAAGGUAAGGGUGGUAUACAGAAGAUAGCAAGUCCAAGUCCAUAUUAUGGCAAGAACAGCUCAAAUAAGCAAAGAGAAAUGACAGUCCAUCAUUACCUUUAAGACAUGAAGGUCAGUCAAUAUGGAAAUGUCAAGAACUUUGAAAGUUUCUUCAAGUGCAGUUAUAAAAACCAUCAAGCACUAUGAUGAAACUGGCUCUCGUGAGGACCAUCACAGGAAAGGGAGACCCCGAGUUACCUCUGCUGCAGAGGAUAAGUUCAUUAGAGUUAACUGCACCUCAGAAAUUGCAGCUGAAAUAAAUGUUUCACAUAGUUCAAGUAACAGACACAUCUCAACAUCAACUGGUCAGAGGAGAAUGAGUGAAUCAGGCCUUCAUGGUCGAAUUGCUGCAAAGAAACCAAUACUUAAGGACACUAAUAAUAAUAAGAGACUUGCUUGUGCCAAGAAACACAACCAAUGGACAUUAGACCAGUGGAAAUCUGUCAUUUGGUCUGAUGAGUCCAAAUGUGAGAUUUUUGGUUGAACGGAUUACCUCCGCAUGUGUACUUCCCACUGUGAAGCAUGGAGGAGGUGGUGUGGGUGUGCUUUCCCUGUCUGAUUUGAUUUAGAAUUCAACGCACACUUAACCAGCAUGGCUACCACAGCAUUCUGCAGCGAUACACUGUCCCAUCUGGUUUGCGCUUAGGGGGACUAACAUUUUUCAACAGGACAAUGACCCAACAAACCUCCAGGCUGUGUAAGGGCUAUUUGACCAAUAAGGAGAGUGAUGGAGUGCUGCAUCAGAUGAUCUGGCCUCCACAAUCACCCAAACUCAACUCAAUGGAGAUGAGUUGGACUGCAGAGUGACGGAAAAGCAGCCAACAAGUGCUCAGCAUAUGUGGGAAGACUGUUGGAAAAGCAUUCCAGGUGAAGCUGGUUGAGAGAAUGCCAAGAGUGUGCAAAGCUGUAAUCAAGGCAAAGGGCGGCUACUUUUAAAUAUAUUUUUAUUUGUUUAACACUUUUUUGGUUACUACAUGAUUCCAUAUGUGUUCUUUCAUAGUUGUGAUGUCUUCACUAGUAUUCUACAAUGUAGAAAAUAGUACCAAUAAAGGAAAACCCUUUAAUGAGUAGGUGUGUCCAAACUUUUGAUAAUGUACAUCUCAUAUAACUAUAAACUUUUUAUUCAAUAUGCACUACAUGACCAAAAGUAUGUGGAUACCUGCUCGUCGAACAUCUCAUUGCAAAAUCAUGGGCAUUAAUAUGGAGUUGCCCCUUGCUGCUAUAACAGCUUCCACUCUUCUGGGAAGGCUUUCCUCUAGAUGUUGGAACAUUGCUGUUGGGUCAAGGGCGUUACUGAGGUCGGGUACUAAUGUUGGGCAAUUAGGCAUAGCUCGCAGUUGGCGUUCCAAUUCAUCCCAAUGGUGUUCUAAGGGGUUGAGGUCAGCUCUCUGUGCAGGCCAGUCAAGUUCUUCCACACCUAUCUUGACAAACCAUUUCUGUAUGAGCCUCGGUUUGUGCACUGGGGUAUUGUCGCGCUGAAACAGGAAAGGGACUUAAGUUGGAUGCACAGAAUUGUCUAGAAUAUCAUUGUAUGCUGCAGUGUUAAGAUUUCCCUUCACUGGAACUAAUUUUCCUAGCCCAAACCAUGAAAAACAGCCCCAGACCAUUAUUGCUUCACCAAACUUUACAGUUGGCACUAUUCAUUGGGGCUUUCUGCUGGCAUCUGCCAAACCCAGAUUUGUCAGAGGGACUGUCAGUAAAGUGUGAUUCAUUUCUCCGGAGAACGAGUUUCCACUGCUCCAGAGUCCAAUGAUGGAGAGCUUUACACUACUCCAGCCAACGAUUAGCAUUGCACAUGGUGAUCUUAGGCUUGUAUGCAGCUGUUCAGCCAUUGAAACACAUUUCAUGAACAGUUUUUCUGCUGGAGUUGCUUCCAGAGGCAGUUUGGAACUCGGUUGUGAGUGUUGCAACCCAGAACAGAUGAUUUUCACGCACUACACGCUUCAGCACUCGGCGGUCCCGUUCUGUGAGCUUCUGUGGCCUACCACUUCACGGCUGAGCUCUUGUUGCUCCUAGACUUUUCCACUUCACAAUAACAGCACUUGACCGGGGCAGCUCUAGCAGGGAAGAAAUUGGACAAAAUUACUUGUUGGAAAGGUGGCGUCUCUAUGAGGCGCUACAUUGAAAGACCCUGAGCUCUUCUGUAAGGCCAUUCUGCUGCCGAUGUUUGUCUAUGGAGAUUUUAUACACCGAUUUUAUACACCUGUCAGCAACAGGUAUGUGUGAAAUAGCCGAAUCCACUGAUUUGUAUAUAUAGUGUAUUUUAGUACUGUUGCAAUUUUGUGUGUUGCAGGGACUCAUUGUAAUAUUUUGUCUUACCUGUGUGUCAUUCAAUGUAUUACCAAUGAUAGACAUCUUAUAUACAUUUUACAGAACAAAUUGCCAAAUCUCUGGUAAGUUAUGUGUCAAAUGUACAGUUUUCAUUGGUUUGCAAUUGUGGUGACAAUAAUACAUUGGUUUGCUUGCAGCCAACAGUAGCCUGUAUGUCUGUAUUCUGUAUCUCACAUCGGUCGGGGAGGCUGUGAUGUGCGUAAAUUGAUGACUUUGAGCAUUCAUAUUCCUGCUGGUCUUUGAAUGUGCUGUUGCUCAUGCCAGAUACGAAUAAUAUUUGUAGAUAUUUGCGUUUAUUCUCAAUACUUUCCUGCGACAGACCCGCUUGCUUUGUAGUCGUCGACGCCUCAACAGUUAACGGGAUGCCGGAGCAAUGACAAAUGGUUGGCUCAGGCUCCCCAUGAAUUCGCUUCUCAGGUGAAAGCACGACAGAAGACCGUUCAGCCGCAGUUGGCCUUCUGCUGGGGUGAAGGUGACUCGCUUCGCCGCUGAGGAGAGAGAUGCAGAGAAGAAGCUGCGAGCCGUCCACUACUUGCUGUCGUCCUGCAAGCUGAACAUACGAAUAUUAUAGAUAGGCUGGCCGUGGGAUUUUAUCAGUGACUGUGUAUGCAUGUGUUCUGCACCGAACGGGCGCAUUAACCGCCCCAGAUACGCAGCGAACAUUUUCCAGCUCGGCAAACCACCGCAGAGGGACCCCGAGCGCCGGGAGAGCACCGAGAGCGCGCGGAAAGCCCAGCGGGCCGUAAGCGACUGUAGGAUGACUGUCCAAGAAUUCAACACUCUUGUGGCGCUGUACCGAGAACAGGUAAUCUCUAUUGGGGAGAUUUCUGCCGAUUGUCCCUCUUUACGGGCCGUGUUGCACCGUACCAGGACCAAAGGAUGCGCUAUGGCCCAAGCUGCCCAUCAGAACCUCACCGUGAUAUCUGGGUCUGGGCCAGAGGAUGGGGAGAUCCACCCAGAGAUCUGCCGGCUCUUCAUCCAGCUGCAGUGCUGCCUGGAGAUGUUCAUCACGGAGAUGCUCAAGUCCAUGUGUCUAUUGGGGGUACUGCAGCUCCACAGGAAAGGAAAGGAUUCAUACCCGGAGCCCAGGCUGGACUUCAAGGUGGAUGAGAGUUCUGAUGUACCCAUCCUGGAGGAGCGCUCCUCCUCACCUGUGGACUACCAACACGAGUCCUGGCUGGUGUGCACCGAUAUUGAAAACAUAGAGAGGGACAUGCGAGAGAUGAGAAACCUACUCAGCAAACUUAGGGAGACCAUGCCUUUACCACUAAAAAACCAAGAUGACAGCAGUCUGCUGAAUCUCACUCAAUACCCGCUAGUCAGACAGAGGAAGAGGCGCUUCUCUGGGUUCUGCUGCCUGGUGUCUGGCUGAGUCAGUCGGGUCCUGCAGGCAGCAGCAAGGGCAGCACACCAACCCUACACAACACCUUACAUGUUAUUACUGCCAUUUGGGGAAGGAACUUUCUGAUCAGUCUGUCUUUAUUUUGUAAUAUGAUUAUAUGUAGAAAAAGCUAUUCAAAUAUAAUGUUACAAACAUGCAUAUUUUGCUAUUAUAUUAUUCAAGCUGUCUCUCUUUGUAGAAAAGGAGGACCCUUAGGUCUAUAGACGAGCACAAACUGAUGCCAUGAGAGAUGCAUUAUGUUGGUAGACAGCUUUGCCUAAUCUUUGCCUUCAGACAUCUUCCUCAGAAUGUCAUUAUAUUUCUUCACUGUGCGAUGCUUCUUUUGCAGUCUUCCAUGAAAAGGAAAUCUGUCUCCAACUUACUUUUUCCAUCACAAGGGCUUUGCAAUGCUCCAUAUCAAAAACACUUCUAAUUUCAUGUAAAUACAGUAUAUAAAUGGUGGUAAAUGUUUUGUAUGAAACUUUCUUUGAAUAAUGUAACUAUAGAUUAUCUAAAGAUUGAAUGUCUAAAUCCUUUGCUUUGAUUUAUUUAGAUGUCUUGGCCGAAAGUGUACAGCAUGAAUAUUGCUAUUUGUACUGUGGUAGAUGUAUAGAUGUUGUGCUAUAGAUUGUUGUACGGCUGACAGUAUGUAUAGCCCAUUUUAUAAUGUGAAUAAACUUUUUGUAUUUAAAUAA